Messenger RNA from Anoplopoma fimbria (sablefish), 1579 nucleotides. Its product is annotated as rho-related GTP-binding protein Rho6-like. The coding region runs from base 103 to 801 and encodes 232 amino acids. Gene Ontology annotation, biological process: small GTPase-mediated signal transduction. Gene Ontology annotation, molecular function: GTPase activity; GTP binding. Lineage: Eukaryota; Metazoa; Chordata; Actinopteri; Perciformes; Anoplopomatidae. The record is from RefSeq and is a predicted model, not a curated record. The transcript is spliced from 5 exons.
GGAGGAGGAGAGAAACCGAGGGGAUUUACAAAAACUUUGUCCUGAUCGUUCCCACUCUUGCUUCCUCUGUGAAUAGUCUGCAGGUUACAUUGUAUCUGCAUCAUGAAGGAAAGAAGACUCGCACAGCCCUUUGUAGCACGCUGUAAACUGGUGCUGGUCGGGGACGUCCAAUGCGGUAAAACAGCGAUGUUACAGGUUCUGGCCAAAGACUGCUAUCCAGAGACUUACGUCCCCACUGUGUUUGAGAACUACACAGCCUGUCUGGAGCUUGAAGACCAGCGUGUGGAGCUCAGUCUUUGGGACACAUCAGGUUCUCCGUACUACGACAACGUCAGACCCCUCUGCUACAGCGACUCAGAUGCAGUGCUCUUAUGCUUUGACAUCAGCCGACCAGACUCAGUAGACAGUGCGCUGAAGAAGUGGAAAGCAGAGAUCCAGGACUUCUGUCCCAGCACACGGAUCCUGCUAAUCGGCUGCAAGACAGACCUGCGGACAGAUGUUUGCACUCGCAUGGAGCUGUCCAAUCAGAAACAGACUCCCAUCUCCCAUGAACAGGGUUCGUCCUUGGCCAAGCAGCUCGGAGCGGAGGCUUACCUGGAGUGCUCAGCGUUCACCUCAGAGAAGAGCAUCCACAGUGUUUUUCGUACCGCGGCGUUGGCCUGCAUGAACAAACUCCAGCCUGCCAACAAACCCAGCCCCGUCCGCCGGCUCUCCAAGAGACUCCUGCACCUGCCCAGCAGGACGGAGCUGCUCUCCUCCACCUUCAGCAAGGACAAGUCCAAGAGCUGCUCCGUCAUGUGAAUACUGCUGAGAUCAUGCUGGGGGAUGGGGGGAAAAAAGGAAAUCAAGGACAAGCAGGUGGUUCAGCAUGGGGGGCCCCCAAGGGUAUGCAAGGGAAAGAGAGCAACGAUUUCUACAGAGCAUCUCUCUCCUUUGCAGCAUCCUCCCCAAACUCCCCCGAAUACCACUUAAAAAAAAAAAAGUUUGCUACACUCUCUAUAUUCAACUCUGACACUGAACUUUUGAUCAUGACAUAUCACCAGCACACAGUGCAGAGACAGAGUGGUAAAAAUGUUUGUUGAAAAUAUCUCAGAUCUAUUAAACACACCUGUACAAAGAGAGCAAAGCAGGCACUUUACGACCUGUUAGACUCCUCACAUAAAAAGGUUUCUGUGAGAGCUUGAAUAAGAUCAGUGCCUCCUCUUCUCCAAGUGGUUGUAAACUCUGCCUUUGACUGCAUUAUCCUGAUGGGAUUCAUUUGAAAUUCUGAUAGCGGUGCCCUUUCCCAUCCAUCUCUUUUUUUCCUGAAUGUCUCUUUAAGGUCACAAUGCGCUGAAUGACGAGAUGAAAAGUAAAAUCUGACAGUUAUAGGAAGUGGUUUCUGCAGAAAUGCGGCACAGGGAAUUUAAAACAGCAGUCCUUGAAGAAAUGACCCCCCCGCCCCGACAGCUCAUGGUAUUUCGUUUGGAAAUUAAAGCUGACAGUGGCGAAAAAAGGGGGGAGAGAAGGGAGGGAUUUGGCAAAGCAGAGUGUCCAUUUGCAAAGGCAGUCUCGGGACGAACUGGGGGGGGGGGGGGGG